AUGGCGCCAGCCGCUCCAUCCAACAAGCUCACCCUGAUCGCUUUUCUCGUCGCCUUCGCCGUGGUCGCACCCAACCUGCAGCCAUCCGCAGCGAUCAGAGUCGAAGCAGCAGUUACGGCCGUUGCCCCGCCCCCUGACGGUGAUGUUUUGCCGCCGCUGCCGCCGCAGCCAAGAGAGUGUCGGUCAUGGUUGCUGCGGAUGAUGCCGUGCGCCGGCUUCCUCACCAACUCAAGCGUAUAUUCGCCUGAGAGCAACUGCUGCGACGGCUUCAACUCAAUGUUCACCAUGGACACAGUCACCUGCUUGUGCCACGUCGUGAAUGGCGACGUCGUCCGGCUUCUGCCGGCACCGAUGCAUCACAUGCGCAUGGUGGAGCUCUUCUCGGUGUGUGGCCACGAUGUACGAGUAGACGUACUUGCCGCGGCCUGCAAACUAAUGGAUGGAGUGCCGCCGAUAGACCCUCCGAAUCCUGCACCGUCGGCACCGUCGCCAUCAUUCGUACGUUUACCAGAGCGCGCGAGUGGUGUCCCUAGUUUCUCUGCGUCGUCGUCGUAG
This is a messenger RNA of Phragmites australis (common reed), 555 nucleotides long. Its product is annotated as non-specific lipid-transfer protein C6-like. Lineage: Eukaryota; Viridiplantae; Streptophyta; Magnoliopsida; Poales; Poaceae. The transcript is spliced from 3 exons. The record is from RefSeq and is a predicted model, not a curated record. Bases 1 to 555 code for a protein of 184 amino acids.